AUGUGGGCCUAUCGCUUCAACCGCCGCGACCAACUCGAGCGCUUCGUGGACUUCCGAGUUGCCGGCCCUGGACAUUUUCCCGAAAGUUUCGGAGGCCGGGUGCGGGCGGUGUCUGGCGGCCUGGCGGAAGUGGCCGUUGCCGUGGCAGAGGAAGAGCGAGGCGCACGCACCGGCGAGACGGUGGUUCUGGUGAACGAGGCGCUCUUCGCUUUGCUGAGCUCCGCGGAGGUGGUGCAGCCACUGGAGCUCGACGACGGCGGCGAGUGCGCAAAAAAAAAGCGCGCGCCAGGCGAGCGCCGAGCGCUCUCGCUCUUGAGGCGGCGAUAG
Effrenium voratum is the source of this 327-nucleotide messenger RNA. NCBI's taxonomy places the organism in Eukaryota, Dinophyceae, Suessiales, Symbiodiniaceae. The record is from the annotation of a GenBank genome assembly.